Messenger RNA from Ctenocephalides felis (cat flea), 1828 nucleotides. RefSeq names its product esterase FE4-like. The record is from RefSeq and is a predicted model, not a curated record. The transcript has 7 exons. The coding region runs from base 52 to 1659 and encodes 535 amino acids. Lineage: Eukaryota; Metazoa; Arthropoda; Insecta; Siphonaptera; Pulicidae.
UGCAGGUACCGGUUGUUGUGCACAAGUGUUUUUCUUGGGAAACUUUAAAAAAUGAGUGCUCCUACAGUAACAAUUGCCCAGGGCACUUUAUCAGGAAAGGUUUUGGUUAAUGAAAAUGGAAAGGAGUAUCAUGGAUUUUGUGGAAUUCCAUAUGCUGCUGCUCCGGUUGGCAAAUUACGUUUCAGGCCUCCACAAAAACCAGAAUCAUGGAGUGGUGUUCGUCAAGCCACUGAACAAGGCAGUGAAUGUUCUUCAAAACAUAUGCUUUUGCAACACCCUAUAGGAACCGAGGACUGUCUCUUCGCAAAUGUCUACAUUCCCCAAACUGAUGCCAAAAAGCCUCUUCCUGUCAUGUUCUGGGUCCAUGGAGGAGAUUUUGUCAUGGGAUCAGGCAAUACUGACAUGUAUGGUCCUGAUUAUCUCAUGGACUACGAUGUCAUCCUGGUCACCUUCAACUAUCGUCUUGGAAUUUUAGGAUUCUUGAACUUAGAUUUGGAAGAAUGUCCUGGAAAUGUCGGACUUAUGGACCAGGUUGCUGCUCUGAAAUGGACAAAGCAAAACAUUGCCAAAUUUGGUGGUGAUCCAAACAACAUCACAAUUUUUGGAGAAUCUGCUGGUGGUGCAAGUGUACAUUAUUUAGUUUUAUCUGAUACUACUAGAGGUUUGUUCCAAAAAGCCAUUGCCCAAAGUGGAAGUGCUUUGAAUCCAUGGGCUUUCCAACGUCACCACCUUAAGAACGCCUUCAGAUUGUGUGAAGCUCUCGGACAUCCAACAACAGAUACCAAGGAUGCCCUAAAAUUUCUGCAAACAGUUCCUGUAGAUGACUUUGUAAAUAUUAAAAUACCACCACUAGUUGAUGGUCAAUUGGUAUCAGAUUUUGUGUUCGUGCCUUCACUGGAAAAAAGAUAUUCAUCCCAUGAACCAUUCUUAGCUGAGUUACCUGUGGACAAAAUGCUCAAAGGAGACUUUAACAAAGUACCUUUUAUGACUGGCAUAACCGAUGCCGAAGGCAUCCUGGCUUUCAUGGACUUUGCUAAAGAUCCUGCAGUCUUCGAUAAAUUCGAGAACGAUUUCGAAAGAUUCGUACCAACAGACUUGCAAUUGCCUUUAAGGUCUGAGGCUUCUGUAAAACUGGCUAAGGAGAUGAAGCAAUUCUAUUUCAGAGAUCAACCGGUAUCAGAAAAUACCAGAAAGGAAUUCGUGGAUGUCGUCACUGAUUGCUGGUUUGUAAGAGGAGUAAACGAUCAUGUAAAAUUAAUGAGUGCCAAGACAACUGAACCAAUUUAUUACUACGAGUACAAUUUUGAUGAAUAUGGUUUCUUGAAAAAUCUGGUCGGUAUUCAGGAUGUAAAAGGAGCUUGUCAUGCUGAUGAAUUGGGAUAUUUAUUCAAAAAUGAGUUGUCACAGUUUCCAAAGGAAUUGGAGAGUGCGGUGGUGACGCAGAAGAGGUUGUUGAGUUUGUGGACGAAUUUUGCCAAAACCGGGAAUCCUACUCCAUCAACAAGCAAUUUGUUACCAGUCAAGUGGUUACCAGCUACCAAGGACCAGCUGGUUUAUUUGUCGAUUGGUAAAAAUUUAGAAAUAAAAGUUAAUCCAAUGAAAGAACGUAUACAAUUUUGGGAACGAGCCACCAAGAAAGAUUAUUUGUCACGAUUGUAAUGGAAUAUUUUUAAGGAAAAUUACCUACGGAACAAAUACUACUUUAUCAGUAAGUUAUGUAUUUCAACUAUUUAAAACCUUGCCAUCUUGAAUUACUAAUGAUUUGAUAACUUUUUGAAUUUUUACGAUUUUAAUAUUAUAGUAAAUAUAAAUAUGAAUUGUUGUUUUU